AGAGAAGUAGUGUAAAUAUGGCGUCACAAGAGGACGAUAACAUAAUAGAGUGUAACAGUAAUACAGACAUAAACAUAGAGCAUGAUAAAAACUUCUUAAACGUUUACAAGGUGAAGAACACAGUUAUAGUGCUUCUAGUUCAUUAGAUUAUAUAAUUUUCGCAUGUUUAUUGUGCCUACAAGUGUGUAGUUUGUUUCGCAUGUCCGCCAUGUUCCAUCAGUAGUAAAGAAAAUUUCAGAAUCUGGGCAUCUUUGUAACGCAAACCACAAAAAUUUCGUUAAGUGAAGUUUCGGUUUCUUUAUGUAGACUGAGUUUGGAUCCAGUGCUGCAAUUCAUCUGUCAUCUUGGUACCCUCCAACUCGAAUUCGAAACAAUUAUAUGUAGUUGUUUGUUUUAAUUGCUUAGUCCUAUACUACAUCAAGAUGAAUCACAUCGUAAAAAUAGGAGGACUCAAUUUUAUGGCACCCUUUAAAAAAUAUGAGAAUAUUUUAAAAAAUAAAUCAGGAAAUUACGUAGGCAAAGUAAACUCCCUUAUCGACGUUUGGAAAUCUUUCUAUGAAAUAACAAAGAAACCUUUCGAUAUCCAACAAGUACUAGAAAUUCUAGAUUGGGCUAAACUGCAUACGCUAGAACUAGUCCUCACUGCAGAUUGGAGAACAUGCGAAGAUGUUUACAAAGAACAGUUGUUGUCUUAUAUUCACCAUUCCGAAAAAAAUCUAUUUAGAAAGAACCAAGUUCUAGGACAAAGAUGUAAACAAUUGCUAGACGUAGCCAAAGAUCCCUGGGACGAUCCUGUGUUAAACAGACUCAUGAAUGAAGAUGUUACAAUCGGACCACAAGAAAUUGCGUUUUUCUGCAAAGAGAGUGCAUAUUUAAUAUCUGUGCGCUUAAGUAAAUUGUGCGAAUAUGAAUGCAAAGAUUUAGCGCUUAGGUUAGUCACAUCCUUUAUGGAGUGUCAUAAAAAAGAAAGUUCUGAAAACUUCAAUCUUAAUGCUACAGAAAAUCAGAUAUGGUUUUUGUUCGAUCUUCGGUUGGCCUUGUUGCAUCAAUUAAGACACAACACCAAAGUUGUAAGAAUGAUAAAAGAAUUGACUUUUGAUAACGGACUGAGGCUAGUGCAGAGAUUUACGAAAAAACGAGUAAGAAUCGCAAAGAUUUGGAAGUACAAUAAAACUAUUGCUCAUGUGGCUUGUCAAGUGUAUCUUACACGAGCUCUAACACAAUGUAAUGCGAACCAGACCGAAGAAUUAAAAGACUUUAUAAAAUCCUUUUUGGAACAAUUAGUUAUCCAUUCAAUGGAAGAUGAACUGGAAACGAAUUUUGCCGAAAAUAUGGCCAAAUUAAACAUUUUUGAUUGUAAAGGCCCCCUUGCUCUAUUGCUUGUGUGAAUAUCUUCAAAGCUUUCAGGAUAAAUUGAAAGAAGUGCCUGUGGAAAAAUUGAAUCCUUGUAUAAUACAGAUGUAUAUAAGAGCACUUACAUUUGACAUGAACGAAUUAGAAAAACACAAAACAGAAAAAAAUGAGGAAAUGACUACAGAAGCAAGUUCUCGUCUAGCCACAGGUUACUGUAAAUUAGGUACUUUCCUGACAGCAUAUUAUCUAGUAGAACGAGAAUGUGUUCUAACUGCCUUCAGUGUGCAGCCAACAAAGGAACGUUUGACCCAUAUUGAAGAGCUAGCCAGAAAAAGUGGAUAUACAGUUUAUAAUAUCGAACAUAAUUGGAAAUGUAGGUUGCAUCCUCCAGUUUUACCAUGUGAUCAACUUCUCUGGAGAUGUUCUCAAUGUGGCGAAUGGGCUUGCUGUAAGCAAGAAUUAACAGAACCAACAGUACGAUUAAAUAUAAGUUUAGAUGAAGCUUUACAAAACUCGAUCUUGGGAAUAUCUGAAGAUUUAAUCGUGGAUUUAGUUGUAUGUUUAUCCCAUCCUAGGUAUCAGCUAAUGAGCUGGAAACUUCCGUGGCAGGAGCUACACCGCCUUUGUAUUAUGUACUUGCACGAUCCAGAAGCAACAAAGAACUUUGUUACAGAACUGAAAUACCUGGAGAUUGAUUAUUCCUUAUUUCAAAGAGAUAUUAAACGCGAGCCUGGUAUAUUAGAACAAGAAAUGGAAGAUAGAUAUGAGCAGUGUUUAGAACAAAAUAAAUACCAUGAAAGUGACAGUAGCGAUAAUGAACCAUCAACAUCACGAGUUUCUCAUCCAUUACGUGUUGGUAACAGUGGCUCUGAAAAUUAUUUUAAAAAUUAUGCCAGAUCUGAUCCUACCACCCUUAAACGCCUUAGAAGUUUUAGACUUAAUUGUAAAAAACCACGGGAAAAAGAGCCGUCAAUACAAAUUAGCGAAGAUGUAUUAGCUAUUUUUCCGGAAGUAAAAUCAGUUGAAAUCAGUAAACAGUCAAAAAACGUGAAGACCACGUUGUCCAAACUUGGUGGGCAAACGGAGGUCAAGGAAUUCCAAGUAAGCCAAUCUACAAAGGAAUCGGUUCCGAAUUCACCCUCACUGGAAACAGUAAUAGACAUUUCAGUGAAUCCCGAUCAGUCCACCCCUCCACAAAUAGUGAGCAAACCAGCCUCUCUGGAAAAAGUAAUAGACACUUCAGUGAAUCCCAAUCACCCUACUACUUCACAAAUAGUGAGCAAACCAGCCUCACUGGAAAAAGUAAUAGACACUUCAGUGAAUCCACCUCAAUCCAAUCCUUCACAAAUAGUGAGCAAACCAGCCUCACUGGAAAAAGUAAUAAACACUUCAGUGAAUCCACCUCAAUCCAAUCCUUCACAAAUAGUGAGCAAACCAGCCUCACUGGAAAAAAGUAAUAGACACUUCAGUGAAUCCACCUCAAUCCAAUCCUUCACAAAUAGUGAGCAAACCAGCCUCACUGGAAAAAGUAAUAGACACAUCAGUGAAUCCACCUCAAUCCAAUCCUUCACAAAUAGUGAGCAAACCAGCCUCACUGGAAAAAGUAAUAGACACUUCAGUGAAUCCACCUCAAUCCAAUCCUUCACAAAUAGUGAGCAAACCAGAGAAUUUGCAGAGCGAACCUCUGCAUCAGAUUCCAGUUAUGGAGAAAAUACUGUUUGUAAAGAUACAGCCACUAAAUAUUUCACAAAUGCAAAAUUCAAUCCAAACACCCAAAUUGGUUCCGAAUUCCAAUCCACCCUCACCGAAGGUAGUACUAGACCCAAAAUACUUCACCCGUUCACAAAAAGUGGGACAUUUUGUAGGAAAUUUGCCGAGCAGACCUCUACAUCAGACACCAUCUAUGGAGAAAAUACUGUUUGUAAAAAUCGAGCGACUAAACAUUUCACAAAUGCAAAGGUUAAACAGGAGAACAGAAGCAAAAACUACAGGACAUAUUGUCAUCCCCGAGAAACAAUUAGCGGAAAAGGAAAGCUCGAAACGAAUGAAAACAUCAACAACACACUCCCUUGUUUCUCCAAAGAGAGACACAAUAACGAUAGGGAAACGUCGAGCCUUGGUCAACAAUCCAAUUCAGAAAAUAAAUUCUUCGACGACAGUUCAGAAAGAACUAUCACCUUGUACGAAUCAGGAGCCUUUAACACAACUGCAGAAUGUGGAUCACCAGGAGGGAAACUCAGCGAAUAUACAACAAGAACGAUCCACGAUCCCUACCCCCAUCUCGAAUACAAACCUUUCCCAGGUUCACCAUUCACAGGCCAUGGGCCUACAAAAGCCAACAAUCAAAGUGUCUUCGGAUACCAUCGGUUCUUAUCACCACGUGUACGAGAAUCGCCUACAGAUCAACUAUAUGGACCAAUCAUGCUCUUUAGAUCAAACGAACCGGAAAAACCAGAUGAACGUUUUAUUGCCCAAAAACUCAUGGAACUCGCAGAGAGCACAAGAUUCUUCCGCCCUUCACAUUUCCGACAAGACAGCAAAUGCCAAAACCAACCUAAUCACACAGAAGACUUGUAAAGAAAAUCUAGAAAAAACCCAGAAAUCUCAGGAACCAGUGGCAGAACUUAUAAGCGAAAUGGCAGUUCCAAUAUAUCGAACUUACUCAAGGAAACACAAAAAGAGCAAAACGUUAUCAAUCGAUUUGCCAAAGAAACCGGAUUUACCAAUAACUGCAAUUUCAAUGAUCGAUUUGAUAAACGACAAGGAAACAGUAACAUCUACAUCUUGUCAGAAACUGGAUUCAGAAACAGAAGUAACAGCAUCUUGUCAGACACCAUAUUAUUCCAACUUAGAUAUGUCAAACCAAAGUAACCCACAUGCUUAUGAUGACACACAUAGGCAAAAUAUUCUCAAUAAAAUAUAUGAUGGCCAUUUAAAACAUAAAAGUUACAAAAAUACAAAUGCCCCUUGGAGGUUUGACUUAGAUCCUACACCAAUUAUCAACGAAAAAACUGACGAGCGCAUUGUUGCUGCAAACAGUCCUGAACGGACUAAUAGUUCUGACACGACUGCACCACCUAGUUCAAACAUUCCGAGAAGUAUGCCUUCAACUCCUGUCCAAAGAUCAUAUGUACAAUCAGUUUUAUCACAAAUUCCAGGAUUAAACGACUAUCAAAUGAUACAGCCUUCAGAUGUUGACCAAAUAAUUAAUGUCGUUCAAAUUUCUGGAGGAAGAUCAGCACAAAGUGUAUCAAUUCCGAAUUCUCAAACAAGCACGCAAGUUACUCCACAUAUACAGCGGAUUGGUCAGCCAAGGAUUAGCGAUCAGAAAUACGAAUCCACUGUAACAACUAACACUACUUCUUCAUCUACAACCAGAUCAUCUCCCCUGAUCAACAUAUUGUCACAACAAAUAAUUCGCCCUGCAAAUACCCCUAGUAACAAUGGUCGUCGGCAACCACCAGUAAUUAAUAUCUUGUCACAGCAGAUAAUACGACCUCCUGAUACAGUCACAACCAGAGCAACAGCCAAUACUACAAAUAGUUGUUCGACGACGGAGGCCAUUGAGGUAAGGUUGUAUUUAAUUUUGCAUGCUAAUAACAUGGCUACUAACUGGUUUUGGUAUGAGCUUAAUAGAGAAUUUAAAUGAUUGACACUUGGGUAUAUGGGGUAGUCCGUUUUUACAACAACAAUAUGCCAUUUUAGAUUAAUAUUUAUAAUAAUUGAGGUAGUAAUGUGAAUUGUUUCACAAAGUAUUUAAUUUUGGUUGUUUCUGUUCACAUCUAUAUUAUUUUCUCUUCAUAUAUUAUUUUUAUAGAAUCAGUUUAACACAUUUUAAUAAUUGAGCUAAUAAAUGUAUGUAUAUAGUGAAGAUUUACUAAAUUUCUUCUCACGGCAUUUUUUUCGGUAUACUUUCUUUCUAACAGAUGUACAAAAUAGCGACAAAAAAUUGUAUGUCCGUGGUUAUUUUUCAAAGAAAAUUUAGAUAUUGAUCAUUUAUAUACAGUGUAGAAACAGUGUGAUAAAAUUAUUUCUGUCCUUGUUUUAAACAUAAAAAACUCCAGACUCGAGACCCAUCGACUUUUAUACGGGUGUCCCAUAAUUAAUUGGACACUAGCUAAUGGGUGAUAGCUGACAUCAAAAUAAAGCGUUUGAGCUUAAAUUGCUUAGGCAAAAUGUUAAUAGUUUUCGUUCUACAGGGUAAUUCAUUAAUAUUGUUUUAUAUUAUUUUUAGGGAUAUAUUGAUAACUAUUCAACCGAUAUUUGGUAUCUUGCUAUUAUUUAGUAUCCUUAAGAGCGUAGGCGCAAAAUUGCGGGCCAAUGCUUUUUAAAUGCAUUCAUUUUUUUCGAAUCCUGAGAAAAUUAACAAUUUUGAAAAAUUUAAACAGAAUGAAAGAUUACAUUGUUACCGAGGGACGAAAGUACCUUAGAAUAAAUAAAAAGCUUUUUUGAAUGAGAUAUUUGAAAUUAAAAAUCACACUAAAUUUUCUCUUUUUUUUCACCCCUGUAAACUAUUAAAAUAAACAUUAUAGAAGUUUCCAGAGACUUUCGGCCCUCGGUAAUAAUGUCUUUCUUUUUUAAAAUCUUUUAAAAUUAUUUAUUAGUUUUCUCAGGAUUCGAAAAAAAUGAAUGCAUUGGCCCGAAAUUUUGAGCCUACGCUCUUAAUAUGAAAAAUGAUAUUAGGUUUUAACAUUGGUUCAUUAAUGUGGCCAUAAUUUUUUUGUCUGCCCUGUAAAACAUUAUAGAAAAAAAAACAUGAAAUAACAUUCAAUUCUACACAAAAAAGGUAUUGUUUCAAAUAAAAAAAGUACACUGUUUUCGAAAUAAACGUAUUUUUUAGAGACGUGCAUAAAAUGAAAAAAAUUUACAAAAACUUAUGUAAAUUCAAACAUUAUUUAAAAGGUCUAUGAAUAUUAAAUGUAUUAAAAGUUUUUAUAUUUAUGUAUUAUGUAUGUAUUUUUUAAAUUUUUGCAAACAAAAUGCAUAUGAUUGAAACAGUUAUUUUUAUUAAACCUUUUACACAGUGCAAAUUAAAAAAAAAUCAGAAAUUAAAUUAAACAAUGAAGUGAAUAUAAAACCAGUGACAAAGUCAAUAAUUCAAAACGAAACG
Molecule: messenger RNA, 6463 nt
Organism: Diabrotica balteata
Lineage: Eukaryota; Metazoa; Arthropoda; Insecta; Coleoptera; Chrysomelidae
Source: the annotation of a GenBank genome assembly